AUGAUUAUACAAACAUAAUUAUGUUUAAAUUACAAAAUGUUCGUUUUAACAGAAAAGUGAAAACUAAAACCUUGGUAUAUUGUAACUCAAAAGCUUAAUAUCCCAAUAAUUCAUCCUCUCCUGAUUGGCUGAUAGAGAAGCCAAUCAAAAUUCAAGAUUCUCGUUCAAUAAUUUGACUGACAUGCAUUCAACACAACUCUAUCUAUUUAUAAUUUUAAUGAUCUUUCACUGAAAACUACGGAAAAACAGUUUCGCGUGAUGUUAGGCGGAUUGCGCGGUGUCUCGCCUAUAUCCGAUACAAUGUCCGAGGGUACAUUGGAGAGGAAUCGCGCUGAAAAAGCCCUAAUAACUAAGACACCAACUCAUAGCCAAAUGUUUCCUAAAAAUAAUAGCAGUGUUAAAAAUUAUUCUGAUAAAAAUGGAAACGAUGUUACGAAGACUGUUUAUAAGGGAAGGCAGACGUUUGCGUUCUGGACUCUCGUUUGUUUAUUGUUUAUUUUGGCUAUCGGGAAUUUGAUAUUGACAUUUACUAUUUUAGCUGUCCUUCGACUUGGGCAAGGCAUGGAAAGCAUGGAGUUCCUCCCGGAGCACAAUGCAGUGAAGUUCUUCGGAGACACAGACUUUGAGCACAUCUACAAGAAGGAUGGACUGAUCGAGAGCUUCAGGGACACUCCCAUGAGCAUCACGUCUGAGAAUGGAUCUGUUAUGUUUAAUUUACAAAUUAAACCAUCUCGCUACGAGAACAAGUUGACUGUCAAUACUUCCGGUGUGUUCGUGCGCGGCGUGAGCGCGCUGGAGCUGGUGGACCCUGACUCCGGAGAGGUGGUCUUCAGUACUGCCGACCCUGAGAUGAACGUGCCUGAUGGGUUGCGGAAUCUGCAUGCUAAGCAAAUAUCAGUGAAACGAAUAACAUCGCCAGUCGACGAAGACCUGACUCUCCGUUCAGAAAACUCUGCCCAUCUCCGAGGAGCUGAGGGCACCCACAUGGAAUCCAAGGAGUUAUUCUGGAGCGCAGACCAAGAUAUCUACCUGAAAUCCGUCAACGGUUCCAUUGUGCUAAGUGGCAAAGAAGGUGUCUUCAUCGACGUGAGAUACUUGCCAAUUGCCAGUGCGUCAAAUAAAACUGAUAAAUUCAUUGGCACCGGUCAGUUUAAAGUGUGUGUUUGUAUGCCUCAAGGAAAAUUGUUUAGAAUAGCAGUCCCCAAUGGUCAAAAAGUAACGUGUUCUCAUGUUAAUAUGACAGGGGAUCUGAAUCCUUGUGUGUAAGUUCGAUUUUUGGGUGUGCUAUUUGUAAUAGGGAUGAUUUUUUUGCAGUGUCCGUCUUGUAGUAAAAAUGUAUGGUGAUGGACGGUUUUUUUUUUAUUUUGUACGGCAAAUAAAAAUUGCUCUGAUUUUAGUGAAUGGAAUGUUCGUGUGACGUCGCGAUUGUGUAUAAAUUUUACGAAAUUGGUACGUCGUAUUUCGUCUUCUAAAAUUUUAAAGCUGUUUAUCUUUGUCUAUAUUUUUUUGUUGUGAUGUUCAGAUAAAGAAGAAAAUACGUGUCUCAUAUUUUUCAAUUAUCUAACUGAGCUACUAAAUAUAUGCUUUCUGCACUACCGUAGAGAUGUCUACUGGGUAUAAAAUACCCAGUAGACAUCUCUAUGGUAGUGCUUUUAGGAGAAAUUUGUUUUAUAUUGUGGUAAGCAACAAACUCUUAAUCUUUUAAAGAGGAAUUCAUUUUUGAGAUUUUGUUUGUGAUAAAUCAAUGUACAUUGACAAAUUUCAUCAUCAUUAGCCCAUAUUCGUCCACUGCUGGACAUAGGCCUCCCCAAUAGCACGCCAUCGAGAUCUAUCUUCGGUUGCUCGCAUCCAGCUCCUGCCGUCUUGCGCAGAUCAUCACUCCAUUUGACAAAUUUACUAUAUUCCAUUCGGGGUACUUGAAAAUGGUAAAUAAUCUUGUAAUAGUCGCAAUAAAGAAUGUAAGUCUUGGUGUCUUUUUAUACAGACACAUCUAUACAUAUAUGUAGAUAAAAUUGGAGUAUCUGUUUGUCAUUAAAUUACCGUUUUAUCCUCCAAGUAAGUGAAUAUAUAAGGUAAGAACACUAAAAUAACAUAUUUUCAAUAUUUGUUUGUUUGUUCUGGCGAAUCUUUGAAAUGGCUGGACCGAUUUUGACGCGACUUUUUUUUAAUGUAGUUUAUUUAAUAAGGAGUAACGUAACAUCUAGUCUUUGCAUAUGUUGCCUAUGUCAGAGCUAUUUAUGUUUUAUUAUAGUUUUAAGUAUUUAGUAAAAUAUACUAGUCAGA
Messenger RNA from Trichoplusia ni (cabbage looper), 2283 nucleotides. RefSeq lists its product as uncharacterized. Gene Ontology annotation, cellular component: sarcolemma; sarcoglycan complex. NCBI's taxonomy places the organism in Eukaryota, Metazoa, Arthropoda, Insecta, Lepidoptera, Noctuidae. The transcript is spliced from 4 exons. Bases 259 to 1266 code for a protein of 335 amino acids. The record is from RefSeq and is a predicted model, not a curated record. Gene Ontology annotation, biological process: muscle organ development.